AUGUCAGGUCGGCGUAGCGGCCUGUCUGGCCUCUCAUCAUCCGACAAAUCCGGCCGGGGCGGAGACGACAGUACCGCGUCGAAGCGAGGCGACGAUGACGAUCGCGACAGGGACAGAGACGUGGAUAGCGAUUCGCGAUCCAGGGGCAGCAGCGCCAGCGCAGGAAGAAGCGGCGGUCGCGGCGGGUCCGGGGAGAAGGAACGCGAUAGCAGCGGCGGCGGCGGCGGAAAGGGCGGAGGAGCGAUGGUGCUGUUUCAGAACGUGGGCGGCUCGGUGACGUUCUUACUUCAGAUCGCGCUUCUAGCGUGGGGCAUACGGCAAUUGCGCAGCGUGCUCGCGAAGCGCCGGGAAUCCCGCCAGCGCAACCAGGGCAGCAGCGCCGGCGCGUCCCCCGCCUUCGCCUCGCUCUCCCCGCUCGCGGCGCUCAUGAUGGCGGGGUGGACGGGGGAAAGCGGGGGCGCAAGCGGCGGAGCUGGCGCAGGUGGGGCGGGGAGCAGCAGCGCGGGGGCUGGCGUUCCCGCGCCAAGCCUUGCUGCGGCUGGAAGCGGGGUAGGCGGGGGCGCGGGUGAAAUCGGCGCAGGGAGGAUAGGCGCAGGGGGAGAGGAUGGGGGCGUGGCGGAGGCGGGAGGUCUGACACCAACAGCGAGAGCAGCAGCAGUGGGGGGAGCAGAAUCAGGGGCAGCAUCGGGGGGGGAAGGGGGAAGCGGGGGAGGAUGGGGGGGCAGAAACGCGGUGGUGGUGCCCCACGUGGUGAUAGAUGUGCGGGCGAGAGACGUGGCCAAGAGCCAGCCCAUACCGCUGCCGUCCCCACACGUUCUCAACAUACCAGUCGUCUCAAAACCCUCCACUCCCUCUCCCCCCUCUCCCCUCUUUCCCCCACCUCCCUCCCCCUUCCCGCCCCCAGAGAGCGAUCUGCUACAGGCGCUACAGCUGCCAGCAGCGGCGUGGGAGCACCGGUUCCACGACACGCGCCAGCCGGACCGCCGCCACCUGCUGCUCUUCCUCUCCUCGCACGGCAACUCCGCACAGCGUGCCGCCACAGUCGCCGCCUCCCUCGGAUACACCCGCUCCUGUGUCCUCGCUGGGGGGCUAGAUGCCCUCAAGAAAUUCCUCGCCUCGUCCGCUGCUGCUGGUACCCCUGCACCGUCGCCUUCAGAGGCGGAUGGGGAAGGACAUGGGGCAGAUGGGCUGGGUGGGGCGGAGGGAGGGGGGAGAGCAGGAGGGGAAAGCAAUGCACGGGGAGAAGAAGAGAGGGGGGGAGUGGAAGGUAGAGGGGGAGAAGGUAGAGAGAGGGAUGGAGGGGGGGCUGAGGCAGAGGGACAUGGGAGGGGAGAAGCAGCACAAGGGGGGGAAGGAGUAGGGCGGGUGGUGUGGGAGGAGGUGGGAGGAGGCAAGCCGUGGUUUUAUUUGAUUGAUGUGAGACGGUUCGAUGAGCGUGUGCUGUAUGGAGGGAUACCGGGCUCCGUGCACAUACCAGCGGAGGUGUGGCCAGUGGCACUGUCACUGGGCGAGGAGGCAUGGAAGCAGCGCUACCAGUGGCCCAAGAUGGAGCCCCACUCGCUUCUCAUCCUCCACUCCAACACGGGGCCUCGAGCGUAUUGGGCAGCACAAGUGGCACGAGAUGCAGGCUAUAACAGGUGCUUUGUGAUGCGUGAGGGCACACACGGGUGGCGCCUGCACCCCUCUGUCUGUGUCUAUGACGAUUACCCCGAGGUGGAGCAGGGCGGCGUGCCACCAGCACCGCAGUCGUUCACAGUGGAGGCCGUGGAUGAGGGCAUGGCGGAGCAGCAGCUCAGGCUGCUCGGCAUUGCACUCUGA
Molecule: messenger RNA, 1818 nt
Organism: Closterium sp. Yama58-4
Lineage: Eukaryota; Viridiplantae; Streptophyta; Zygnematophyceae; Desmidiales; Closteriaceae
Source: the annotation of a GenBank genome assembly